GAAAAAGUGUUGGAAGUCAUCUCACGCAACCAUUUGAGAGAAAAGGUUUGGUUUGUCUCGUGGAUCAGGAGAACUGCGGACAUCUCAUGGCAUUGAAUAGGCGACGUCUGUUUCUUUUCCCCUUGGGAGCAAGACAUGGUGCAGUUCACCCUUGCUUCGAUCAGUGGUUCCUCUGUCCGUCUCACCUCCACCAUCAGAGGACCGAGAAAGAGCAGACAAGCGGAGGGGAGAGGGCUGGCGACAUGAGCCCCAUAUCUAUCGGUGUGUUGUAACAUGGCAACCACUCCAACGAGGAGUUCUCACACUUGGUAUGAUUAGCUCAACGACGAAGAAUACGUAACGCAUUACGUGGGGUACAAGUUGCAGUGGGACAAAGCUUAUAAGCCAAGUGUAGCGGUGGAGGUGUAUCAACUCCAACCCGUAUGUGUACCACAGGGAGUUAACGAGACCUUCGAGUAGAUGUGGAGUGGGGUGGGUGGGCUGUGGCAGGGGAGGCAAAGGUCACGCACCCUUUCCCAUGUGAAUCCACGCAGUCAUCUCUCCCCACGCACCUUCCCAUUCUGAAAGCUCGUCUAUGGUCCUCCUUUAUUCAUUGGUAAGUAGCGAGAGGAGGAUACAGGGGGAUACUGGGAGUAGCGGGUUGAGGAGAUAAAAGAAACAAAGCAGAGAUUGGACAGGAGCCGAGGGAUGGAUGUGUGCGACACCAGCCUUGCUCUCGGGCUGGGCGUCGGGGGAAGGAGCACGGCGCCGUCGAGCGGUACUACUCGUCGCAGGCGGGAAGUGCCCUGCUCGCCUCUCAGGAGCUUGAUGGCACAGAAGCAGCCAUCACUGAUGUUAAGCCUUCCUCAUGAUGUCUACAACGGGGAAGCGAACAAGGGGAGCGAGGAGGGGCGGCAAGCCCGGCCGUCGUCUCCUCACAGCACGGUCUCAUCCUUUUCGACUGCCUACACUCCGACGACGAUGAAGAAGGAGAAAGACGACGGCGGCAGCGGCGGCGGCGGCGAGGAAGCAGAUACAGCGAGGGCCGACUCCCGCGGCGGUAGCUACGACGAUAACGACGACGGCAGUCCUAGGAAGAAGCUUAGACUCACGAAGGAGCAGUCGGCCCUGUUGGAAGACAGGUUCAAGGAGCACAGUACCCUCAAUCCUAAACAGAAGCAUGCUUUGGCCAAGCAAUUGAAUCUGCGGCCACGACAAGUGGAAGUAUGGUUCCAAAAUAGGAGGGCAAGGACCAAGCUCAAGCAGACCGAAGUCGACUGCGAGUUUCUGAAGAGGUGCUGCGAGUCGCUGACCGACGAGAACCGGCGACUGCACAAGGAGCUACAGGAGCUGAAGGCCCUCAAACUCGCGCCGCCGCCGGUCUGCAUGCAGUUCCCGGCGGCCACCCUCACCAUGUGCCCUUCCUGCAAGACCAUAAGAGCCGCCGCCGACGGCCCCAAAGGCGGCGGCGCCGAGCCUUUUGUGGUCGCACCAGCAAAGCAUCACUUCUUCCACCCUUUCAUCCAUUCAGCAUCAUGUUAGCUGGGGAAGACGAACUCCUCCCAACCCCUCUUUUUUAUUAUAUAUUUUUUUUAAUUUUUAAUCUAGGGCUUGGGAAUUACACUCGAUACUUAGCAUCACUCGACUGGUUAUGGACGACGAAGAAGCAAUUGCAUCUGGUACCGCCAAGUAUUAUUGACAGACCGAUUGCUUUAUGUUCCUUACAAGUCAUCUUUGUCCGCUGUACAGAAGACAUGAUUCUUAUAUGUGUAA
Messenger RNA from Musa acuminata subsp. malaccensis (wild Malaysian banana), 1752 nucleotides. NCBI's taxonomy places the organism in Eukaryota, Viridiplantae, Streptophyta, Magnoliopsida, Zingiberales, Musaceae. The record is from RefSeq and is a predicted model, not a curated record.